Messenger RNA from Coniophora puteana RWD-64-598 SS2, 1483 nucleotides. RefSeq lists its product as uncharacterized. The transcript is spliced from 2 exons. Lineage: Eukaryota; Fungi; Basidiomycota; Agaricomycetes; Boletales; Coniophoraceae. The coding region runs from base 219 to 1427 and encodes 402 amino acids. The record is from RefSeq and is a predicted model, not a curated record.
CGUUUUGCUGUUCUAGUCAAGCAAAGAAAUCAGUGCAGCAAACCCGAAAACCAGUUGCGUUGAGCUUCCGAGCGCCUAUGACCUCAUGAGCGCUCGGCAAUGGCCGACUUCGGCAUGUGGCCUCAUGUCAGUAUGCAACCCCUACAGCCUACGGCUUGGAGGGUCGUGCCAAGCUUUGGCUCGCAGCCUGCUCAGGACACUUUGUUUGACACACUACUAUGAUGGCAGACAUUGCUUCAAAGCGAAUGGAUCGCGCUGAUCCAUGGCAAAAGCUCGCUCAAGAAUGCACUCAAGGUGCUGCAUACGACUCCAACGAGCGCCAGCCGCACUCCGGAUCCAAGUGCCUUCCAGGAACCAGGAUAGAGCUUCUUCGUACUAUCAAAGCGGCCACCGAGGACGGCAGACGCAAGAUCCUGUGGAUCUCCGGUGAACCUGGUUCGGGAAAGUCAACCGUCGCACACACCGUUGCGGACAGUCUUCGCGAGGAAGGGAGACUCGCAGGCACGUUCUUUUUCUCCAGAAUGAAUGGGAGACGGAGUACCUUCGACUUUGUUCUCCUCACGUUCGCGUAUCAGCUUGGGCUGCAGCACCACCGCGCCCGAGAGGUCAUCACAAAGGCCAUUGCUGAUGAUCCUGCGCUGCUUGCCCCCGAGAAAUCGCGUCUUGACCAGCUCGACAGGCUUGUUAUCCAGCCUUUGCGAAUACUGGCGUCUGUUUGGGGGAGGACUGGUCACGGUAUGUCGCUCGUUAUGGAUGCCCUCGAUGAGGGUGUUCCGACGGGAACAGGAAACCAUCAUUUCCGAGCGUCUAUCUCAUCGCUCGCACUCAAGGGCGUACCGACAGGCAUAGAGACCCUUUGGCCGUUUGUUUCGCUCCUCGCGCGUCUCGUACGGGAUACUACGCUUCCUAUAUCCAACAUCGUUAUUACCAGCAGACCAUCGACAGAGGCCGUGAUGCGAAGUAUGGAGUUCGCAGACAUCAUACAGCCCAUACAUAUUGAAGACUUCAACUCGCGCGAGGAUGUCACUCUUUUCCUACGGAACGCGUUCGAAGAGGUGUACCGAACCCAAAACCUGUCGGUUUCAUGCCCUCGCCCUUGGCCCUCAGACGAGGAUAUCCUAAUACUGUCGGAUCGAGCGAACGGCCGGUUCGGUGUUGCAGCAACCAUAGUCAGAGUGAUUAGCCAAGACCAGCCCGACUUUCGUCUCCCGUUGGUUUGUAGAAUGCUUCAAAGAAGCGCGAAGGCUGCGCAAGGAGACAUGAGUAAACUAUACGACUCUCUAACGGACUAUAUUGACACCAUGAGCGAGCCGCUAAUCUGCCGAUACCCCUUCAUAAACUUCCUUCUCAUUGCGUUCGGAAUGGUGUCAUUUGCAAUGUAUCAAUCUAGAAACGAUAGCUUGGAAGACGUCUCACGGGACUUGUAAUAUAUCUGAUAUGAAGUUCUAUGUUUAUCAUAGAUUAAAAAGUAGUAUAACAAAUU